Molecule: messenger RNA, 589 nt
Organism: Neurospora tetrasperma FGSC 2508
Lineage: Eukaryota; Fungi; Ascomycota; Sordariomycetes; Sordariales; Sordariaceae
Exons: 1
Coding region: 148-459 (103 amino acids)
Source: RefSeq, a predicted model, not a curated record
UGCCGUACUAGUCAUCUGGUGCCUUCAAGGUCAUGACAUGCGGGCAAGCGAGAAAUAUGUCGUCUGUCUCGCUCUGGCCGCCAAGGAAGGGGCGUGUAGUGACGGCUGAGUUUGUCACGAUGAAAGCGACGUAAGGUACCUAGAAGGAUGUCCAGAGUAAUGGAAUGGUACGUAUGGUGGUUGAUGUGGGUAGGGGAGGGGGGAGGAGAGACGAGACCAAGGACGGAACAACGACACGGCGGCGCAGGGAACGGAGAACAAGAGGACGAGGAGCGCGACCUGAUGGAACGACGAGACUAUGAAUCGCGAAGGCUGGAAGGCUGGACUCUGGAGAAACACAACGAGCAACGAGGGGGUUGCUUGGGUCGCGUGCGCCGUCGGAGGUGGAAUAAUUCGCCCUGCGGGAGGAGCAAGUUGCUGUCGCAGUCGCACAUCCAAUAUGCCUCGAUUGAACACUGAGCGCCUGUUUAUGCCUGUACUGCGUAGGUUGUCUGCGUGCGCUAUGGGCCGAUCGGUGUGCGAUAAGCUGCCGAGAUGGAUGUAAGUCCUGUUGUCUCGACUUGGAGGAGUCGCGUGCCAGGAAAGCAAG